Molecule: messenger RNA, 2592 nt
Organism: Cynara cardunculus var. scolymus (artichoke)
Lineage: Eukaryota; Viridiplantae; Streptophyta; Magnoliopsida; Asterales; Asteraceae
Product: probable inactive leucine-rich repeat receptor-like protein kinase At3g03770
Exons: 7
Coding region: 77-2383 (768 amino acids)
Biological process (GO): protein phosphorylation
Molecular function (GO): protein kinase activity; ATP binding; protein binding
Source: RefSeq, a predicted model, not a curated record
UGUUCUUAGCCUCAUCUUGAUCCACUUUCAAGAUUCUUGAAUAGCUUCUGUUAGUUUCUUGUUCAAAGCUAAUGAAAUGAGGCACAACGUCUUUCACUUACUCUUUCUUUCAUGGGUUUUCCUUAUCUCUUGCACCCAUGAAUUACAGACCACCCAACUUCGACUUCUUCUCCAGCUGAGGCAGCAUUUGGAAUACCCAAUUCAGUUGACCAAUUGGGAAAACUACAAUGCUGACUUUUGCAGCUUGCCUUCUACUCUUCAUGUAACCAUCAAAUGUGAAGACAACUCUGUCACUGAGCUCAAAAUCAUGGGAGAUAAGCUUCCUAGGGUCAGUAGUCUCUUUCAUGGCUUUCCAAUUCCAAACCAGACCUUGUCUGAGAAUUUCUCUAUUGAUUCUUUAGUUGUUACAUUGGCAAGGUUGACUACGCUCACGGUUCUUAGCUUAGUAUCUUUAGGAAUUUGGGGCCCACUUCCUGAUAAAAUCCACAGGCUUCAUUCACUUCAAGUCUUGGAUUUGAGCUCCAAUUUUAUCUUUGGUUCUGUCCCAAAUGAGAUUUCAAGAUUAAAAAAGCUUCAUACUUUGGCAUUAGAUGCUAAUUUCUUCAAUGAAUCCAUCCCUGAUUGGUUUGAUUCAUUAUCAAACCUUACCAUUUUGAGCUUAAAGAACAACAGAUUAAAGGGUCAUUUCCCUUCUUCAAUUUGCAAACUAACAACACUUACAGAUGUGGUUCUGUCUCACAAUCACCUCUCUGGUAAACUACCUGAUUUGAGUACCUUAUCUAGUCUACAUUUGCUAGAUUUGAGGGAAAAUCAUCUAGAUUCUCAACUUCCACUUUUGCCUAAAGGCGUGACCACAGUUCUUUUGAGCAAUAACUCAUUUUCGGAUAACAUUCCUCAAGACUUUCAAACACUUCAUCGGCUCCAUCACCUCGACCUGUCAUGCAACUCGCUGGUGGGAACACCGCCAGCUGCUUUGUUCACUUUGCCAAACAUCACGUAUCUGAAUCUAGCAUCUAAUAUGCUAAGCGGGUCUCUUUCUAAUUCUAUCAAAUGUGGAAACAAACUUGGGUUUGUUGAUAUCUCUAGUAAUAGGUUUACUGGCAGGCUUCCAUCUUGUUUGGACACCAUUUCUGGUAACAAGCGAGUUGUUAAGUUCAGUGGGAAUUGCUUGUCUGUGGGUAACGGAAAACAUCCAGAAUCUGAUUGCAAACAAGGGAGUAUGAGAAAGAAACCGUCUUGGGGUAAAGCUUUAUGGGUUCUAAUUGUUGUCAUUUGUGCGGUGAUCUGUUUGGUUUCAUUUGCGAUUGUGUUCCUAAUCUUCCGUAAAAGAUAUCAUCCAAGAAAAACAGUCAUGCUUCAGCACACAGUACCAAAAGUUACUGGGGGCAGUGCACCGACGAAGAACUCUUCUGAAGUUACUGCUAAUGCCAGGAAUGUAUCUGAAGCAUCAGAAUUAGGGACACAAGUUGCUUCAUCUUGUCGAGUGUUUUCCAUGGAAGAUUUAGUGGAGGCCACAGGAAACUUUGAUCAAUCCGCGUUUUUGGGUGAAGGGUCUAUCGGGAAGCUUUACAAGGGAAGAUUACAAAAUGGAGGCUACGUCGCUAUACGAUCGUUGUCAUUGUUCAAAAGAUAUUCAAUCAGGAAUCUGAAAGUUCGAUUGGAUUUGCUUUCAAAGCUUCGACACCCACAUCUAGUUAGCUUUUUGGGUUAUUGCAUUCACGAUGGCGGAGUGGAGGAUUCUACUUCUAGCAAAAUCUUUCUGGUUUACGAGUGCAUAUCUAACGGAAAUUUCAGAGCUUUCCUCUCAGCGGACGGUCCAGAAAGAGUUCUAAAAUGGUCGGACCGAUUGGGAGUUCUGAUAGGCGUUGCAAAAGCUGUACACUUUCUGCAUACAGGAGUGAUCCCCGCUUCUUCUAGCAAUCGCCUAAAGACAAACAACAUAUUGCUUGAUGAUUAUCGGAUUGCAAAGCUGAGCGACUAUGGAAUGUCGGUCAUCACAGGAGAACUAGAACAGCUUGAGGCAAAGGGAGAUGGAGCUAAAUCAUGGCAUUUGAAGAAGUUGGGUGAUGACGUAUAUGAUUUUGGAUUCAUUUUGCUGGAAGCACUUGUGGGGCCGAUAGUAAGCGGAAAAGGGGAGGCGUUCUUGCUGAAUGAAAUGAAAUCUUUUGGAAGCGAGGAUGGGAGGCAAAGAAUUGUGGAUCCGGUGGUGCUAACGACAUGCUGUCAGGAGUCUUUGUCGAUAGUGAUAUCGAUCACGAACAAAUGCAUAUCAGCAGAAGCAACGAAGCGGCCAUCGUUUGAGGAUGUGCUGUGGAAUUUGCAGUAUGCAGCUCAAGUACAGACAACGGCUGAUGUGGAGCAGAAAGCAGAGGGGGCAUCAUAGCAUGGUAUAUGCAUCAUUUGAGAGCAUGCAAUUGCAGAAGCAGUGGUAGAUGUGGAUGGUAUGAUUUGUAAAUGCUAUUCAGGAGGAGGUUGGUGGUAUGGUUUGUAAAUGCUAUUCAUGAGGGAAGACGUACAAAGAGUAGCAGUGAUGGCUGUAGAGACUCAUUUAUUUGUCUUGAAUCAUUUUCAAUCUUACAUUUACUCCUCUUA